This is a messenger RNA of Ipomoea nil (Japanese morning glory), 1497 nucleotides long. RefSeq lists its product as uncharacterized. Bases 1 to 1497 code for a protein of 498 amino acids. Lineage: Eukaryota; Viridiplantae; Streptophyta; Magnoliopsida; Solanales; Convolvulaceae. Gene Ontology annotation, molecular function: nucleic acid binding; zinc ion binding. The record is from RefSeq and is a predicted model, not a curated record. The transcript has 2 exons.
AUGGACGAAGUGGCCGGAGGGCUGCCGUCAGCCACCCAGCCGGUGGCGGAAGGUGAAGCACGAAGGGCCCCCCACUCGGGUAAGAGAGUUAAGAUCCUUAAGCGAUCCUUUGCUGAAGCUGCAACAGCCUCCCCCAGGCUAGAUGAUGACACCAUGGUGGAAGAGACGGACGAUGACUGGCUGGGCGAAGGCUUCGUGGUCGAACCAGACAAGGAGACGGAGAGUGUAAGGGAUGGAAUCCCAGUUGCCAAGUUUCCUAAAGCUUUCCGCGAAGAGCUUGUGAAACCUUGGCGUAAGGCGCUUAUUGUCAAGUUCCUGGGGAAGCCGCCAGCUUUCCCACUUCUGAAACAAAGGCUGCUCAAACUCUGGAACAUCAACGACAAGGUGGAGAUGAUAGACGUUGGCUUUAACUUCUACAUCGUACGCUUUAACGUGGCUUCUGAAUAUAGGCACGUUCUCCUUGAUGGUCCUUGGAAACUGUUUGGUUGUUAUGUGAUUCCCCAGAGAUGGAGGCCAAAUUUUGACCCCCAGACUGCUAAAAUGGAGAAGAUGACCGUGUGGGUUCGUCUCCCAGGCUUGUCGGCAGAAUACUACCGAGAUGAUGCAGUCAAGAAUAUUCUGAUUCAUGUGGGAAACCCGAUCAAGCUAGACAGAUGCACAGCGGGCGUAGAUCGUGGGAUGUUUGCGCGUGCGGCUGUUGAGAUCGAUCUUUCGAAGCCUCUUGUCUCGAUGGUUUGGGUUCUCGAUCGAAUUCAAAAGGUGGAGUUUGAAGGCUUGCACACCAUAUGCUUCACAUGUGGUGAGGUAGGGCAUGUAUCUACGCAUUGCAAGCUAAACAGACCAUUGGAGGAGAAUGUACCGGAAACCAACCCCACGUCAGAGAUGAAUGUUGACGACUUGGCACAGGGUGACGAAGGGGAAACUCCAAUGGCUACGCCGAUCGAAAAAUAUGGUCCUUGGAUGAUCGUAUCGUACAAGGGUAACAAAACCAAGAAGGAUGGUCGUAAUCAUUCGAAACCGGCGAUCUCUAAAAACAAAAAGAAAGAGCCGAACAGAAAAGGGAAAGGAGUUGUGGUUGAUGUUGAACCGGAAUCCAGCAAAACGGCAACUGCACGUCGGAAAACGAAACCGGCACCUCCACCGGUGAACAAGGAAAUCGGUGAUUUGCAUGAAGCUCCUAUUUUUCUGGAAGAGGAAUUUAGUGGUAAACAGAAGACCACAAAAAAACCCCAGAAAAAUAGAAAAGGUAAAGCUUCAAAUAUGGUGGGUGAUCCUAAGCAAACACCAGACAUGAACCAAUCAGCUCAGCAGUCUACACUGGGUUUUAAUGGGGGUUUCGUGUUUGGGGCAGUACCUGGGCACCAAACCAACCUCGGUAAUCACGAUAGGAUGAGAUUUAUGGAAGGUGGGCAGCAUAACGUGACUAGCAACCCCAGUUUGGUGACGCUUAAGGAAGGCGAUGUCUCAACUUCCUUGCCUCCCUAUCACUCUCAAUGA